AUGUCCCCCUUUUUCUUAUUCUAUUUUAUUAGCCGAAAGGUAUUGUCCACUUGGUCACAAAUCCAACAGAAGGAACAAAGGCAAAGUUAUCCUCAUGUUAUUCAACGUGAUGUUGUCGGGUUAGAGAAGGACAAAGAGAAAUUAGUCUCGCAGUUGGUGAAAGAAGAAAAAGGCCUCCAAGUUGUAUCUAUUUGGGGGAUGGGCGGUUCAGGAAAGACCACUCUUGCAAAACAAGUUUAUGAUCACAAUGAAGCUAUUAAGCGUCACUUCGAUUGUUUUGCUUGGGUGUGUGUAUCACAACAAUGCCAAGGAAAAGAGGUUUUGGAAGAUAUUUUGAUCAAGCUUACUCGUGCCACCGAAAAAGAGGACAUAGAAGAAAUUUUGAAAAUGAAGAAGGAACAAAUAGCAGAAAGGCUUUGCAUCAUCCAAAAAGAAAAGAAAUGUUUGGUGGUUCUUGAUGAUAUUUGGACUCCUGACGCGUGGAACUCUUUAAAACCUGGAUUUCCAAUUGGUGAGGAAACAAAGACUCGUAUAUUACUCACCACUCGGAAGAAGGACGUUGCUGAAAUUGCUGGAGAAAAUUGUUCUGUUCAUGAAUCUCGUAUGCUAGAUGAUAAGGAAAGCUGGGAACUGUUUAAGAAGAUAGCAAUCUCUCGAAGAGAUCAAACAAACUCUAAAAUUGAUGCUGAGAAGGAAGAACUAGGAAAGGAGAUGCUUAAACAUUGUGCAGGUCUACCAUUAGCUAUUACUGUGCUUGCGGGACUUCUAGCUAGAAAAGUCACAGUUGAGGAGUGGAAAACAGUAAACAAGAAUGUCCAUGCGUAUAUACGGAGAGGAACUAAUCUUGAUCAAGAAUACAAAGGCGACCAAGAAUAUGCAGGUGCAUUAAGGGUGUUAGCAUUGAGUUAUGACGAGUUACCAUAUCGUUUAAAACUAUGCUUUCUAUAUUUAGGCCAUUUUGCAGAGGAUUAUGAGAUACCGGUCAAAAGAUUGGCUCAGUUAUGGAUAGCAGAAGGUUUUAUAUCUUCAGCAUCCCAAAGACAUGGUUCAGCGGAAGUAUUGGAAGAUGUAGCAUAUACUUGCUUAAGUGAGUUGGUGCAAAGAUGUAUGGUUCAAGUUGGAACACUUGGUUCAACUAAGAAGAUCAAAACAUGUCAUCUUCAUGAUCUUAUGCGAGACUUGUGCUUGGUAAAGGCAGAAGAGGAGGACUUUCUUCACGUUGUAAAUUUUACCAGCACGAUAACCAAGACAGCGACAAUUCCUAAAGGUCGAAGACUUGCUGUACAUGUGGAAACAGAAUUUGUUGAUAAAUUUGCUCCCACAAGAAAUGACCACCUUAGGUCUUUGUUAUUCUUUGUCGACCCAGAAUAUGGAUUCUCCAACUGGAAGAAAAAAUUCUUGCGGUCAGUAGUAUGCAACUUCAAAUUGCUCAGGGUUCUAAAGUUUGAAGGCAUACGGAGAAAAGUAGAGUUGCCGAGUACUAUUGGGAAUCUAAUCCACUUAAGGUUUUUAAGUCUAAGGGGAAGUAAAGUAAGACGGUUGCCAUCAUCUUUAGGUAAUUUGGUAUGUUUGCAAACUCUAGACUUACGCUUGCUUGUUGGGAGGGUGGUGAAAGUACCAAAUGUGAUUUGGAAGAUGAAAGAAUUGAGACAUUUAUAUUUACCCGUAUGGAACGGAGGGAGGUUGAAGUUGGCUGCUCUUGGGAAUUUGCAGAGUUUAGUCAAUAUUGCAGGUGCUGAUUGUGAUUUGAAUCAUCUUGCUGAAUUGACCAAUCUCAGAAAACUGUUCGUAUCAGGUGGGGUGGAAAAUAUGGAGGCAAAGUUGAAAUCUACUGGCAUCACAUUUAACCAUCUUCGAUAUCUAUCUGUGCUCUGUCCUGCAGAAGGUAUACCAAUGAAUAUGGUAUUGAGUUGUCCUCAUAUAUACAAACUUCAAUUGAGAGGGAGAAUGAGAGAUGGAUCAUUGGAAGGUCUCCAGUACUAUCAGAACCUCACUAAGAUGUCGCUGUGUGAUACUAAUCUACAGUUGGAGAGUCUCAAAAUACUUGAGAAGAUCCCAAACUUAAGAAUGCUUUGGCUUGGUAGUUUUGCUUUGUCGAUUGUUUCAUCAGAAGUAGUUGUCUCAGAAGAAGGUUAUCCUAAUCUUGAAUUUCUUUCACUUGAUGGGUUGUGGGGAUUAAAGAGUUGGAGCAUAGAGAAAGGAGGCAUGCCUAGUCUCUGCAGAUUGUCUGUUCUCUGGUGCGCAUUGAGGGCAGUUCCUGAGGGGCUUCAGCAUGUUACUACCCUCAAGGAACUGACAAUCAGACGCAUGUCUCGGGAAUUCUGUAGAAGGAUUGGGGAGGGAGGAGAGGAUUUCUACAAAAUUCAACACGUGCCUUCUGUUAUAAUAACAGAUAUUCGGGGUAAAAUCAUAAUGUGUUUCUGUUAUCUUUUCCGGUUGUUCCUUGGAGGAGAAAGUGAAGGGGAGUCAAGUGUGGCAAAGGUGGCGAAUGCAGCUGGGAGGGCAAGGCCAAUCUCGCAAAAUUAG
Molecule: messenger RNA, 2526 nt
Organism: Malus domestica (apple)
Lineage: Eukaryota; Viridiplantae; Streptophyta; Magnoliopsida; Rosales; Rosaceae
Source: RefSeq, a predicted model, not a curated record